Molecule: messenger RNA, 912 nt
Organism: Trichoderma aggressivum f. europaeum
Lineage: Eukaryota; Fungi; Ascomycota; Sordariomycetes; Hypocreales; Hypocreaceae
Product: CAZyme family CE1
Exons: 2
Coding region: 1-912 (303 amino acids)
Cellular component (GO): extracellular region
Molecular function (GO): feruloyl esterase activity
Source: RefSeq, a predicted model, not a curated record
AUGUUGUUUUCUUCCGUCCAAGCCGUUGUGGCUGUUGCCGGCCUCAUUGGCUCUGUCCAAGGUGCCGCCAUUGGCGUCGAGAAGCGUGCUUCAGCGGGAUGCUCGACGACUCACGACUGGGCUGGCCAAACGCACCAGUAUAGCUUUGAAAGCAGUGGCGGAACUCGAUCCUACCUGAUCCAUCUUCCUGCAAACUACAAGCCAGGCUCCGCUAAGCCCCUGAUCAUCGCCUACCACGGCUCGGGUGACAACAUGGCAAACUUUGAGAAGACGACCCGAUUCUCUGAUCCAUCCGUCAACUCCGACAUGAUUGUUGUGUACCCGCAAGGCAUCAACGGAAACUGGCAAGGACCGACCUACGCGACCCCCGGCGUCAGUGACAAGGUGUUCACCACCGAUCUCGUGAACCGAAUCAAGGACAACUACUGCGUUGACGAGACCCGCGUGUACGCCACUGGCCACUCCAACGGCGGUGGCUUUGUCAACACUCUUGCUUGCAGCCCUGACCACGGCGGCCAGUUUGCAGCCUUUGCUCCCGUCUCAGGCGCCUUUUACACCGAUGUCACCGGAAACGACAACUGCCACCCGGCUCGCUCGCCUCUGCCCAUGUUUGAGACUCACGGAACUGGCGACGAGACGAUUCCAUACAACCCUACUGGUCCUGGACGUGGUGGGCCUCUCCCUUCUAUUCCCGACUGGCUCUCGCGAUGGGCUUCUCGCAACCAGUGCACCACUUCGGCUACUGCCGAUCUCAAUACUGGUGUCCACGAUACUAGGUGGAAGUGUGCGGGCAUUGACAGCUUGCUGCGACACAUCAAGAUUGAUGGAGCGCCCCACGCAUGGCCCGCGAUUUCAAAGGUUGACGUCUCGAAAGAGGUUAUUAAUUUCUUUUCUGUCAACUUUAAGCCAUAA